GGGCAAUAACAUGCCGUGACUGUUCCUCGAAUAAACUCGUUGCAGUGAUUCGAGUAUUCAACCUUGCUCCUUACACAUACUCGUGCACCUGCAGUGCAGAUCUAAGCGCCGCGAUGCCUACGAACUCGCCAUUUCCCGAUAUUCAGAUCCCCGAGGUUGACCUAUGGGGUCUGAUGUUUGAACAGCCUCGGGACUUUCCUGAUACGCAAGUCAUAUAUCGAUCUGUUGAUGGCUCUCGUCAAUACACUUGGACAGAUGUCAAAGAUGCCGCUACAGGAUUCGGAGGCGGUCUCCGUAAUCUUUGGGACUGGCAGAAGGGUGAUGUCCUGAACGUCUUUGCGCCCAACGAUAUCGACUUUGCGGCCAUUGUCUACGGUGUCUUCUAUGCUGGAGGCAUAGUGUCACCGGCCAACCCGGCAUAUUCGGCCGAUGAACUCUCCUUUCAAUUGACCAAUUCCGAGUCGAAAGCUAUUGUCACAACCAUUGAUUUCCUACCAACAGCACUGAAAGCAGCCAAGAAGUCCGGCAUACCCGAAGACCGUGUCAUUUUACUUGGUCAGGGACGAGACCCCAGCCAUAGGUGCAAGCACUGGACCAAUAUCCGCAAGACUAGUGGUUCAACAAGGUACAGACGGCGCAAGAUGCAUCCUGACAAGGACCUGGCGUUCCUGGUCUACAGCUCGGGAACAACUGGAUUGCCGAAAGGAGUCAUGCUCAGCCACCGGAAUAUCAUCUCCGACUUAUUGAUGGUCAAGUCUGCCAUGGGGAAGUGGUACUCGAGUGGCCAAGAUAAGAUCCUUGGGGUGUUGCCCUUUUACCAUAUUUAUGGGUUGACUGGGUUGGUCCAACAGCCACUUCAUCGAGGAAUUGAGCUGGUGGUGAUGCCAUCGUUCAACCUGGAAGUAUUCCUAAAGGCCAUUCAAAACCACAAGAUUACUUUCAUCUACGUUGCUCCGCCGGUGAUUGUACGGCUGUCUCGGGACAAGCUUGUAGAGCAAUACGAUCUCAGCAGUGUGAAAAUGAUCACCAGCGGUGCAGCACCACUCACCAAGGAGCUGGUCGACGCUGUGCACAAAAGAUUAAACAUUAAGAUCAACCAGGCAUAUGGUCUAAGCGAGACCAGCCCAAUGACCCAUACGCAGCCCUGGGACGAAUGGUAUACCUCCGUGGGAAGCGUCGGGAAAAUGUUCCCUAGCAUGAAGGCAAAGUAUAUAUCACCCGAUGGCGAAGAACUUGGGCCCGGCAAGACUGGAGAACUGUGGUUAUAUGGACCCAACAUCUUCAAGGGAUACUGGAAGAAUGAAGCCGCGACCAAGGAUGCGAUAACAUCGGAUGGUUAUUUCAAGACAGGAGACGUCGGCUUCCAGGACGAAAACGGCAACUUCUACAUCACAGACCGCGUCAAGGAGCUGAUCAAAUAUAAAGGAUUCCAGGUUGCGCCGGCUGAGCUAGAAGGGAAGCUAAUGGAUCAUCCUGCUAUCAACGAUGUCGCCGUCAUCGGAAUCAACGACGACCAUCAACACACCGAAGUCCCUCGAGCAUAUGUGGUGGCCCCUGCAGGCAAAACGAGCGAGAAGGAUGCGGCAGAAAUUGUCAAGUGGCUAGAUGGACAAGUGGCCAGCCACAAGAGACUUAGGGGUGGCGUGAGGUUCAUUGAUGAGAUUCCCAAAAGUGCAGCCGGCAAGAUCUUACGCCGGGUAUUGAAGGAUAAAGCAAAAGAGGAAGAAUCGAAGCUCAAAGCGAAGUUGUAGACUGUACGGGAGAAUUUUGCGCAGAAGGAAUACCUCAUACAUCGAUAGUGUAUGUCAAUGUUAC
Messenger RNA from Exophiala oligosperma, 1815 nucleotides. RefSeq lists its product as uncharacterized. The record is from RefSeq and is a predicted model, not a curated record. The transcript has 3 exons. Gene Ontology annotation, biological process: secondary metabolic process. Gene Ontology annotation, molecular function: CoA-ligase activity. The coding region runs from base 114 to 1751 and encodes 545 amino acids. Lineage: Eukaryota; Fungi; Ascomycota; Eurotiomycetes; Chaetothyriales; Herpotrichiellaceae.